Messenger RNA from Nematocida major, 2268 nucleotides. RefSeq lists its product as uncharacterized. The record is from RefSeq and is a predicted model, not a curated record. Lineage: Eukaryota; Fungi; Microsporidia. The coding region runs from base 1 to 2268 and encodes 755 amino acids. The transcript has a single exon.
AUGAAGGAAAGGGAAGCCCAAGAACUCAUUUUAGCGUAUAUUGAUCCGCUUAAGAAAAAAACAGCUGAGUUACUGGCGCAGAAGCUAGACGGGAGUGUGGAAGAAGUUGAUGCUUUUUUGCACCUGCUGAAGUCCAACGACUUGAAAAUAAGGGAAAUGGCAGCGCUCUUUUUAAAACACUCUCUUUCAAUUUCAGCUCGCGCUGCGUCUUCGAACAACUACCCGAGCAUUCUGGCCACUUUGUAUGCGGAAAUAUCGCCUUCUCCCUCGAGGGUGGACAACCUUAUGUACGAGUCGGUGGGCAUACUGUGCGGGCUUGUGGGGAUUGACGACGUGUUCCACAUAGUCUCCAUUGACAGCGUUUCAGAAGGGCCUGCGCCCACAGCGCAGACGGACAAGGCGCUCAAAACUCUGUGCCGGUACACCGACAAGUACAGGGCAAAGGAAAAGUCAAACGAGCUCUACGCAGAGAUAAACUACCUGAUCACGCGGACAAAGGACACGCUGUACGCGCUUGUGCAGCAUAUUAUAUCCAGCCCAGGAACAGAAAUCUCUGCAGGCCUGCAGCUCAGCAUAUACACGAUCAUCUCCACGAUACUCGCGCACGACCUUCCCGACUACUUCGAGGAAAACAUCAUGCACUACACGGCAGGCCUGUACGCGCCCGUUGGGGAGGUACCGCAAAACACCGUUAGAAGCAUCAUUCUUCUGCGCAUCAAGCUCUCUGCAGUUCUUGUGUCUCGGUACUCGGACGCGUACGAGAAGUUUUCCGUCUUUAUAAACAGCUUGACUGCGCUCUACAGCGAGACAGAGAAACUUGACGAGGGCGUGCAGGUGGAGUUUAUGCACUAUCUGUGCACGCUUCUCGGCAACCACUGUAUACUAAGCCAGGCAGUGCCCCUGCACGCGCAGGACGGCCUGAGCAACAACAUCGUGCAGAUGCUCCUGCACAAAAUAGAGGUAGACGACUCCGAGGGAGACCUUGAGUACAUGCAGGCGCUGCUCCAGGGAGACCCCACGCUAAUAAGGGACAUUGCAGCCUCCAUUAUGAAGGAGCUUAUAGAAAGAAACCCUUCCCUGUUCUCGGCACUUUCAGCGCACAGGGCACACAAUAACGUGCUCUUCCUCGUGCUGCACCUUAUUAGGAACAAGCACCGGAUACAGGGCGAUCUGUGCAUGGAGUGGGUCAGAUAUGCGAUAGGCGCCGUGCACUCGGGGGAAGACUCUAUUAAGAUAAGUCUUUCCUGCGCGCUCCUGAUCACCUGCCUCGACAUGAACGUCCACUCGAGCGAAAUUCUUGCCGCUGCCCCCGCUAUUCUGCGCGCCCUCAUUGCGCAGUGCACGCCCGAAGCGCCGAAGUACAUCCUGUUUCUGAGCUCGGAGCUUAUGCACGCGCUGUGUGCGUACAGCAGAAUUUCUGUAGAGGAGCGCGCCUCUGAGGGAACGCUGAAGUAUCUUAUGAGCGUCUUCCAGGAGAGCCCAAACGAGUACAUAGGAAAGGGAAUAUUCCACCUCCUGCGGAUGGCGCACGCCCGAAGUGCGGCCUUCUCCUCCACGGCAAGCGAAAUGCUCACAAAGCACGUGGAGACGCUGGGAAACACAAAAAUGGCGAAGACCCUGUGGGAUAUUAUGUCGCUGGAUGCCCUGUACGGGGGCGUGGAGGCAGCAGAAAAGCUGAUUGUGGACUGCAUAGGCAGCAAUACGUACGAGUACUACACAUACGCAGUGCAGCUUCUCAGCCUGAUCAACCUCUCCGCGCGCAGGGAGUACUGCAUAAACCUCUCCGCGAGCAUACUGAACAACCCCAGCCUGUGGAGCGACCAGCACAUUCUCCCCAGCCUCGCGUAUUUGGGCGUUUCCCUCGUUCGGUGCGGGGCUUUCGACGUGAACUCCCUGCUGAAGCACAUUUUGGGAAGUGACGCUGCCUUGCGCAUUGCAAGCAGGUACUUCGACGCGGAAAGCGUUCUGACCGUGUAUAACAGCGCGGGCGCAGUCCCGCAGUUUCUCCUGCGGUACAUCCAGAUUCUCAUGAACUCCGAGUACACGAGCGAGCUGCACGGAAUGGUGAGCGCUUUCGUGAGCAAGCCCACAGUCCCGGAUGAGGACACGCAGGAGGGCAUCCGCGUGCUCGAGGAGUACCUGGAAAGGCACGCCCACCAGGCAGCGGAGGUGCGCCACGUCCUAGAAAAGCUAAAGAGAAGAAGAUACAGAAAAAAAGACGACCCGUGGAGCAUCUCUCUGCUGGACGAAGUGUUUGCACUGAAGUAG